AACACUCAAUGUAUGCAUGCAUGUGUUCGAUUUGAUCAAAUCAAAAUGUUUUCAUUUCGAAGCGUGCUUUUUUCCCAUCAGACGACAUGAAAGAAACGGUGGAAAGUGCUGUUCUUGAAAAAUUUCAUCGUGCUCAAGAAUUAUCAUCGAUUCUGAAGAAGGAUAGUGAAGAACAAACAAAUCAAGAUGUAAAACGACAAGCUGAAGAAGUAUUAGAUGAAUUUGAUGACAUACAAAAACAACGUCAGAAUAAUCUGAAGAAGACAAAGAAACAAUUCAAAAAACAACAACAGCAAAAUAAACAAGAAUCCGAACCAACGAACAAAGAGAGAAAAUCCGAAAAAGCUCUUGCAUAUUUAAAACAAUGGAAAAAACAUCGUGAUGAUUGGAAAUUUAAAAAAAUUCUACAUAUUUGGUUAUUGAAAAAUUGGAAAGAUUUAGAUAAAUUUCCCGAUAAACGAUUUAAAAUUUUUCUCAAAUAUCUUCAUGCACAAAAUAGCCAUAGCCAUGCUUUAUUAAGAAUUCGGCAAGAAGCCCAACAAAUGAUUGAUGAUGAAUCCAUAGAAGAAUCGAUUCGUGAACGUUCACGAUCCAUAUUACAAUGGUUGCCAUAAAUUCAUGUUGUGGUGACGGACCAUCUUUUUUCAUCGAUGCAAAUUUUUCCUUUACACUUGUAAUCAUAUAUUUCAUUUGUUUAGUGAUCAUUUUUUGUAUACUCGCAAGACGUAAUUAAAAAAUUUUUUAUUCAA
Dermatophagoides pteronyssinus (European house dust mite) is the source of this 749-nucleotide messenger RNA. RefSeq lists its product as uncharacterized. Lineage: Eukaryota; Metazoa; Arthropoda; Arachnida; Sarcoptiformes; Pyroglyphidae. The record is from RefSeq and is a predicted model, not a curated record.